This is a messenger RNA of Galeopterus variegatus (Sunda flying lemur), 851 nucleotides long. It is a transcript of the gene CIRBP, whose product is annotated as cold inducible RNA binding protein. The transcript is spliced from 6 exons. Lineage: Eukaryota; Metazoa; Chordata; Mammalia; Dermoptera; Cynocephalidae. Gene Ontology annotation, molecular function: RNA binding. Gene Ontology annotation, biological process: positive regulation of mRNA splicing, via spliceosome. The record is from RefSeq and is a predicted model, not a curated record. Gene Ontology annotation, cellular component: spliceosomal complex. The coding region runs from base 7 to 522 and encodes 171 amino acids.
GCCACCAUGGCAUCAGAUGAAGGCAAGCUUUUCGUUGGAGGGCUGAGUUUUGACACCAAUGAGCAGUCGCUGGAGCAGGUUUUCUCAAAAUAUGGACAGAUCUCUGAAGUGGUGGUCGUGAAAGACAGGGAGACCCAGCGAUCUCGGGGGUUUGGUUUUGUCACCUUUGAGAACAUUGAUGACGCCAAGGACGCCAUGAUGGCCAUGAAUGGGAAGUCUGUAGAUGGGCGGCAGAUCAGAGUUGACCAGGCAGGCAAGUCGUCUGACAACCGAUCCCGUGGGUACCGAGGUGGCUCUGCCGGAGGCCGGGGCUUCUUCCGCGGAGGCCGAGGCCGGGGCCGUGGGUUCUCCAGAGGAGGAGGGGACCGAGGCUAUGGGGGCAGCCGGUUCGAGUCCAGGAGUGGGGGCUACGGAGGCUCCAGAGACUACUACAGCAGCCGGAGUCAGGGUGGCUAUGGUGACCGGAGCUCGGGUGGGUCCUACAGAGACAGCUACGACAGUUACGCUACACACAACGAGUAAAAAUCCUUCCUGCUCGAGAUCGUCCUUCCAAUGGCUGUAUAUUUAAAGAUUUUGGGAGCUUCGCUGAAUCGUUCAUGUGUAGUGAACACACCUCCUUGUAUGCCCACUUUUGUAGUUAUUUGAGUUCUGAUCUUGUCACACCCAGCCUGCCUGCUUCUGACCCCCGACGUGGCCUCAUCGGUAGACUUUUUUUUUUUUUUUUUAAAGGAAGCGCUGUCCGUUUUUAAGGGUUUUAAAAACGUUUUGAAAAGCUCUUCAGAUUUUCUUUUUUUUUUUUUUUUACCGUGAGCCAUGAAUUUUUAGAAAAAGUCGUCGGGGGUUAUGUGGGU